AUGGAGGCCGGUGAGGCGUCCGCCGUGCUGCGGGUGAGGCGGAAGCGCGGCGCGGAUCCCGCCGAGGCGCUCGUCCUCACAUGUAAACGGCUGCGGAGCGGGGCCUCCGAGGAGGGGGCGGGGGCCGCGGGACCGGGUCCCGUGGAGGAGAACGUCUUCAAGCUGGCGGCGACCGUGUGCUCCCAGGAUGAACCUGUUCAGAAGUAUGUCAGAGAAGCCAUCACCAAAGAGAAAGCCACCAGAGCCCUGACUCCUUCGCUGGAAAGUCAUCAGAGAAUCCGUCAGGAUCUCCUCGCUGCAAAGCUGGUGACUCGGCAGGAUGACCGCUACCGCCUGGUCUCCAAAUACCGGGCCCCCUGUGCGGAGGGAGAAGCAGCCCUGCCAGCUGGGAAAGCUGCCAGCAGGGCUGAGAGGAACGAGCUAGGCUCUGAUGGCACCAAACAGAUGUCACACAGAGGAGGCAGUUCGUCCUCUGCAGAAGAAUUCCAGCUGUUUGACAUCGUUCACGAGGACGCUGCUGAGAAAGAGGCUGUCUCAGUUCCGGCCACCUGUUCUGAGAAAUCUGACCCAGAUGUGAUACUUUGUAAUUCAGUAAAGAUGAUCCGUGAACGGCUAGCCAUCUCCAAGGACGGAAAAGGAACGGAGCACCGAGAGGAGGACAAUUAUGUCUAUGACAUUUACUACAUGGAGACAUCUACCCCAGGAUGGAUUGAAAGCAUCCUCUCUGUGCAGCCCUACAGUCAGGAUUGGGAGCUGGUAGCUGAUGAUCAUCAAGCCGAGGAGAUUGAUGAUGAUGAUGAUGAUGAUGAGAACAGUGAGAAUCACUGGCGUAACGAGUACCCCGAUGAGGAAGAAGGAAGCAGUGACAGAGAGAGCACCCGAGGGUCUGAUGAAGAAUAUGGCAGCUUUAGUGACGAGGAAAGCAUCAUCAGACCAAGGAAAUGGAACAAAUAUCCCUAUGAUGUGCUAAAGGAGUUUGAGUACGACAGCUCCCAGGACUUCGAUUCAGACUGAGGACUGCUCAAGCGUUCACCAGUUGUUUGGGACGAGCCCUUUGGUGUCUCUGACUAUAGACAUCAGCCUCUUUGCUGCUGACUCUGCCCCAGAGUGUUAUAACCUACCUGGAAGGGGAAAGGGGGGGAAAAAAGUCUCUGGGGAUGUUCAGCUCUGGGGUCAAAUUCUGGCCUCCAGACAAUUUUGUGCUACUGGGAAAGGAAAAACCUAAGAUAAAUCGGAGUUCCUUUGCCUCUAACUGCAGUAUUGCCCAUUGGUAUGGGAAGAAAAUCCUCUUUCACCCGAUACUGCCGGAAAAUAUUUUCCUUUCCCUACACUUUACUUUAGCACUUUGUUUAAUCUGAAAGAUUUUCCCCUUCCAUGUGAAGAAUUGACUUUGCAUGUUCAAAUCUACAGCAUUCCUAUGGCAAAAAAAAGGUAAUUUUUGAAGCCAAUGAAUAAAGAAAGAGAUGUCGCUAAUGUGUUUCAUGUGAAAAGGUUGGUCUUCCCUAACCUCUGCCCUGCCACAGAAGGCGGGUCCUGCUUCAUGCUGCUGAGUGAGGCAUUUCUUCGGAAGCCUCUAGAGUUAGAGGCGAAAACACUAUGAAAGGCUGCACUGACAAAUACGCUUCAUCAACACAGGAAGACAAUGCAUAUGUGUUCACUAAGGUGGUUUCUGGUUGCAAAAACCUGCAAGUGUUAAAAAAGUGAAAAGACUCCAUGUUGGUAUUUUCCCCCAUUUUCCAUCUGUGGCCUUACUUUGAUCCUGCUUAUAGAGUUGGGAGUCCUUUGACAAAUGCCAAAGGAGCUGUGUGUGUAUGUAUGUGUAUGUGAAUUUGAUGCACUGAUUGUAUUAAAAAAUUGUUCUGGAACGUGGAAGAAAAUGCUUUCUUAAAUGUUUGUUAGACUCUUCAUUGUGGGUCAUGCCACAACCUCUCCUUCCCUAGCACUGGCAAAAUUAACUUUAUUUACUUUGGAGUGAAACAGCAAUGAUCAAGUCUGUGGUCCUGGUUUUGCUUUCCCUUGAGAAAGGUUGCUGGGGAGCUCUCACCAAAGGGAAAAUCACAACAGAAACAGUGGUUUUAUAACCAGAAGUUGUGUAAUUACAAGUGAACUUAUCAAAUCCCCACUUUAAAACCACAGCUGCCUUUAUUCCAGUUUGAGUCAAAGCACCAUCGAAUGUAAGAAUUGGAAGGAGCUACAUAGACUUCUCUGGUCCAAAUUCAUUCUGCAAAGAAAACAAUCCCAGCAAGCAGACAUGACUGCCAGAUUGCACAGGCUAAUGGCAGAGCCUGGAUUCAAAUCCAGGUCUGACUUCAAUCCAUCGCUCCCCAGAUAAAAGGUACAAAUUGCCUGGCUAAGAAAUGCUCAUCAGGAUAGAAACUUCAUACAUCUAGACAAUUGGGCCAUAACUGAGGAACCUGACUUGGACAGAAGCUUUCUUCCUGAUGUCUUUUUUCUUGGUCUCAGAGGCAGCCCUUGCUCUGCCCAAAUUUUUUUCAUUAAUUUGCUACAGGAUGGUAAUAAUUCAGGAAUUAAUCUCAGUUAAUAAAUAUGUCGGAACUGCCAUUAGCUUUGUAAAUUCUGUAGGGGAAGGGGCGAGAACAUGUUUCAAUUCUGAGGCUUUCAUACCGUCAAGAUGGAAGUAUGCAUCUUUAUUAAAGAAGUGAAACCAGAGAUUAAAAUUCUUUUUCUUCUAUUACUCCCAAUACUGAGCAGUGGUGCUUUGUAAAAGUAAAUGCCAUUUCCUAAUUCAUACCCACUGUGCUUUCUGGAUUAUCUAUGCCUGCACAAGAGACAAAGACUCGUAAAAGACACUACUGGUGAUGACUGGUGAUAGCUACAUCGAAGGCCUCCGAAGAUUUAAUCAUCCAGGUCUUCUGACUUCAUAUCCAGGGGCGCUUUCUGCUCGAUCACACUGUCAGACAAAAGGCUCCUGUGAUAUGGGGGAAAAAGCACUGGAGUGGGAACGAAAAGGUUGGAAUCUUAGCUUGGCUACUUAGCACGUCUAUAGGUGCUGGCUUACCCAAGCCCUCACCUCUCUCAGCCUACAGGAAACAAUGGAUGACCUCUAAUGUACCUUCCAAUUUUAAAUCCUAUGACCUUGGUGAAUUUAGUAGGUACUUGUUAACCUGAAGACUUGCAGAGGUAGCUGAGAUUUGAUCUCUUUGUUGGACAGUCCCACUAAGAGUGCCACUUGACCACAUCACUUUAUAAAGUGAUAUUACUGUUUAGGGAUUGUACAGCUUCGGUUUUAGCACCUCCAAUGAGACUGAAACCAUAUACUUCCCAGAGAAGCCCAUUCAAUUUCUGGACAUCUCUGGUUGGUAGAAAGUAAUCUGCAUCUCUGCAACUUCAUGAGGCACUGUCUGAUUCCUCCUGGUGAAGAAAGGUGCUCUGGAAUUCACAGGUAAUCAGCUGCAUAUAACUAGAGAAACUAUAGUUGUUUUAAACCUAAAGGUUCUAGGUCACAAAAUAAAAGCCUUGAU
Vombatus ursinus (common wombat) is the source of this 3482-nucleotide messenger RNA. RefSeq names its product solute carrier family 7 member 6 opposite strand (gene SLC7A6OS). Gene Ontology annotation, biological process: developmental process. The coding region runs from base 1 to 1014 and encodes 337 amino acids. The transcript has 5 exons. Lineage: Eukaryota; Metazoa; Chordata; Mammalia; Diprotodontia; Vombatidae. The record is from RefSeq and is a predicted model, not a curated record.